This is a messenger RNA of Gordionus sp. m RMFG-2023, 1744 nucleotides long. RefSeq names its product cytohesin-1-like. Gene Ontology annotation, biological process: regulation of ARF protein signal transduction. Bases 61 to 1548 code for a protein of 495 amino acids. Lineage: Eukaryota; Metazoa; Nematomorpha; Gordioida; Chordodea; Parachordodidae. Gene Ontology annotation, molecular function: guanyl-nucleotide exchange factor activity. The transcript has 3 exons. The record is from RefSeq and is a predicted model, not a curated record.
UAUUUUGCAAUGGUUGAACGCUUAUUCAAAUUUUUGUGAAAUUUUCAUAGCAAGUAAAUUAUGAAUGUUGAUUCUGCUCAAGUUUUAAAAAUGCCUUCCCCUAUAUUGUCUCCUAAAAAGAUAGAGAUGCUUACAGUCAUUAGAAAUCGAAAAACUGAGCUAUUGAAUGAAAUUAAAUCUUUAGAAGACGAAAUUAAUGAUAUAUCUGCACAAAUUGAGAAUAUGGAUAUUCUCGAAGAAAAUAAGACCAGUUCUCAAACGAAAAAGCUUGCAAUUGGGAAAAAGAAAUUUAAUAUGGACUCAAAUAAAGGCAUAAUUUAUAUGAUAGAGAAUGAAAUUCUUAAACCGGGUGCUGAAGAUAUUGCAUAUUUUUUGUAUCAUGGCGAAGGUCUUAAUAAAACUGCUAUUGGGGAGUAUUUAGGGGAAAAUAAUGUAUUUAACAUUGAAGUGUUGAAUUAUUUUGUUAAACUUCAUGAAUUUACAAAUAUGAUACUAGUCCAAGCUUUGAGACAAUUUCUUUGGAGUUUUAGACUUCCAGGAGAGGCUCAAAAAAUUGAUAGACUAAUGGAAUGUUUUGCCAAACAUUAUUGUGAUUGCAAUCCUGGUGUAUUUCAUCAUACAGAUACAUGCUAUAUAUUAUCAUUUUCCAUUAUUAUGCUUAAUACAAGUUUACAUAACCCAAGUGUUAAAGAAAAACCUUCCCUGCAAAGAUUUAUUGAAAUGAAUAAAGGAAUUGAUGCAGGGGAAAAUUUACCUGAUGAUCUUUUGUCAUCUUUAUACAAUAGUAUCAAAAAAGAACCAUUUAAAAUUCCUGAAGAUGAUGGUAAUGAUCUUAUGCACACCUUUUUCAAUCCCGUAAAGGAAGGUUGGCUCUGGAAACAAGGUGGCCGUUAUAAGACUUGGAAACGUCGUUGGUUCGUUCUGGCUGACGCUUGCCUUUAUUACUUUCAAUUUACCACCGAUAAGGAACCCCGGGGAAUAAUCCCCUUGCAAAAUCUCAAAAUCCGCCCUAUUCCGUCUACUUUUAAUCCAGUUACCCAUACUACUUAUCCCGCGAAAACUGGCUCUUCUAAGGAUAAUUUUAAUAAUUUAUCCACUAUGGUUCACAGCUCAAAGUCUAAUCAUGUUUCAAAUAAUACCACAGGCAAUUUUAACAAUAUAGGGGCAGGGAACUAUGCCAACGUCUUUGAAAUUUUGCCCAUGAUCGACAAUGAAAUCAUAAAGGCUUGUAAAAAGUCGGAUAACGAAGGUGGUAAAGUGGUGGAAGGAAAACAUUGCGUAUAUAGGAUGUCAGCUUCCAGUCCAGUGGAGGCUCAAGCCUGGGUCACAGCCCUCAAUAGUCAGACCAAAUAUUACUUAAAUCAUAGGCAUAACUCUACUUAUAAUUGUACCUCAACAUCUUUAAGUUCUAUGACAUCUGACUCUAGUCUGUCUAGGAGUUAUGGCGAAAACAAAGCUAACGGUGAUAGGAGUACCGGCGGUAAAGCUAACAAUGUCCAUUUGUACCGUGAACUUUUAUCUUUAAGACGGCAAUACAACGGGAAAUAACUUACGUGAGUUCUUUUAUCCUGUAAAACUUUAAGAGUAUUGUUAUUACCCUUACCUUAUUAAUAAUUUCAUUACAAAUGAGUAUAUUAUAUGUUCAAAAGGCUUUAUUGCAUUUACUAUAUAGAUUGGUGCAAAUUUGAAAUUCAAAAAAAUGUAUAUAAAUUUUCUAUUAAUAAAUAACCUUGAUGGACUUUUA